GGAGAAAGAGGGAGGGAGAGAGAGAAGGAACUAGGACAGGAGGGUCACAGAACGACCCUGGAGGAUGGGGUUUCUGGAAUCCAGAUACUUCUGAGAUUGGAGACUGUUUGCUAGUCGGGGAGAGUUGGGCUCCGGCAGCCAGCUGGGCAGCGACAAAGUGAAAUGGACAGCUUGAGACAGAUGUUCCAGUCUGUGUCCGGUCACCCUGAGAUUCCGAAGCUGCUCUCAGGCCAACUACAGUUUCCUAGCUGGAGCCUUUAAGCUCCCAGGACCCGAGGGAGCCAAGGGAGUGCCUAGAAGCAGCUCCUCUGAGAUGCCUUCGCCAAAGCUGUAAGAACUUCCUGUGAGUCCCUGCAUCCCCUUUCUCUGAAACUCCACGGGAGAGGUAGAAGACCCCAGGGGGGAGGGGCGGGGGAGAUCCUCUUGCAGCUCUUUCCCUCUCCCUUCCCCCACCGCACCGGGUGCGCAGGCAGGCAUGGAUAUGUUUACCCUUGGCCAGGGCAACAACACCACAUCAUCCCAGGAGCCUUUCGGGACAGGCGGCAAUGUUACUGGUAUCUCCGACGUGACCUUCAGCUACCAAGUGAUCACCUCUCUGCUGCUUGGCACUCUUAUUUUCUGCGCGGUGCUUGGCAAUGCCUGCGUCGUGGCUGCCAUCGCCCUGGAGCGUUCCCUCCAGAAUGUGGCAAACUAUCUCAUCGGUUCCUUGGCGGUCACCGACCUCAUGGUGUCAGUGCUGGUGUUGCCUAUGGCCGCUCUGUACCAGGUGCUCAACAAGUGGACUCUGGGCCAGGUUACCUGCGACUUGUUUAUCGCUCUGGAUGUGCUGUGCUGCACUUCGUCCAUCCUGCACCUCUGUGCCAUUGCGCUAGACAGGUACUGGGCGAUCACCGACCCCAUAGACUAUGUGAACAAGAGGACGCCCAGGCGCGCCGCUGCGCUGAUCUCGCUCACUUGGCUCAUUGGCUUCCUCAUCUCCAUCCCGCCCAUGCUGGGCUGGCGCACCCCGGAAGACCGCUCGAACCCCAAUGCGUGCACCAUCAGCAAGGACCAUGGCUAUACCAUCUACUCCACUUUUGGAGCAUUUUACAUCCCGCUGCUGCUCAUGCUGGUUCUCUACGGCCGCAUCUUCAGAGCUGCGCGCUUUCGCAUUCGCAAAACUGUCAAGAAGGUGGAGAAGAGGGGAGCUGACAGCCGCCUUGGAAACUCGUCGGCCCCACCCCCCAGGAAGAGCAUAAACAGCCAGCUAGGUAGUGGAGACUGGAGGCGGGGCGUGGAGAGCAAGGCCGCCGGGGCUCCUUGUGUUAACGGCGCGGUGAGGCAGGGUGAGGACGGCGCCGCCCUGGAGGUGAUUGAGGUACACCGAGUGGGCACCUCUAAAGAGCACCUGCCACUACCCAGCGAGUCGGGGCCUGUCCCCUAUGCCCCAGCCUGUGCGGAGAGAAAAAAUGAGCGCAACGCCGAGGCAAAGCGUAAGAUGGCCCUGGCCAGGGAGAGGAAGACAGUGAAAACGCUGGGCAUCAUCAUGGGCACCUUCAUCCUCUGCUGGUUGCCCUUUUUCAUCGUGGCUCUGGUCCUGCCCUUCUGUGAGAGCAGCUGCCACAUGCCCACGCUACUGGGCGCCAUAAUCAACUGGCUGGGUUACUCCAACUCGUUGCUCAACCCAGUCAUUUAUGCUUACUUCAACAAGGAUUUUCAAAACGCAUUUAAGAAGAUCAUCAAGUGCAAGUUCUGCCGCCGAUGAUGAUGAUGACGACGACGACGAGGAUGAUGAUGAUGAUGAUGAUGGAGGAACUGGCGAGUUGGGGGUACAGGACCUGCCCCAUUCACUGUACACCCGGUACCCCUCUGGAAGCGACACCUAAGAUAGCUUGCUUUUCCUCUGAAACAGCUUCUCUGUUCAAGGCUUUCAGAUCUCGCCCCCUCUUUUCCGGUAGCCAGGGGAGGGCGCUUUUAGCAAAGCGACCCCAAAGAAUCCUCCAGAGUCUGUAAGGAAGGGUAUUGGCUCAGUCUUAACCCCAGUGUCAGUUUUGAUAGCAGCAAGUACCUCCCCUCUCUUCCAUCCGCCCAACAGUCUUUGGGAUGGAAGUUUACGCCUCAGUAGUUGAAGGCAGAAAAUCCAAACAGAAAGAUAAACUGCACCCAUACUCUCUGCGACUACUAGGACUGCCAGACCCGCCCACUUCUAGAACUUUGACUUUGAGGUUCAAGACUAUGCUCUCUCGUCCUCCUUCUUGCCCUAGAAAAGUCUACUCUUCUUUUCCUUCUGAUCUCUCUGCUGACUCGGGUUCCCAUGCACUCAUAUCUCGCCUGGAAAAGCUGUAGGAGGUACUUUUCCAGAAGGUACCUAGGAAAGUCUCACUUUCCUGCACAGACUCUCAGACUCUCCUGUGCACAGCCCCCACUUACUGUGUUUUCUUGGAUUCAAAAAGAAGUUGUGAGAAGGUAUCUCUUAGAGUGGACUUGUGAAUACAAGGUUGGGUCAGUGGGGAAAAGCCAGGAAGGCAGGCGGACCUGCUCCUGCUUCGGAAUCAGAACUCGCCAAAGACACUGACAAUUUGGUAAACAGACUUUCGUUUGUAUAGGUUGCAGCCCUUUGCAUAAGUUCUGGCGUGGCCACUUGUCUACUGCGGGAGGCGCCCGCCAGCCGCGGAGUGCACACUGGGGACACGAAGCGGGGGCGGAGCAAUCUCGCGCCUCCUAGUCUUGGGGAGUCUGCUAGCGCACCACCAGGUUGCUGCAUCCAGGUUACCAGGUCUACACCUAGGAAGCAUUGAAGCGUCUCCGCCUGGGAAGCGCUGAAGCAAGGGCAGAAAGUUGAGUUUGCGGACCCUGGGAGGCAUUCAUUUCAGCCGAACUCUUGGAACCAGAUACCCAGAAACCUCGGGGGGGGGGGGCGCUGGUGGUGGUGGUGGUGGUGAGACAAGGAGCAGAGGCCGAAAGGAAAAAGUCUCCCCAGUGCAUCCAAAUCAAGUGGGGGUUUCCUGUAGAACCUAAAGGGCAGUUUUACCUGUAGGAUGCACUCUCUCAAUCCACCCUCUGGCCCUUUUUUGAUGAAGGAAUAGCUUUGUUUAGCAUGUCAUAGCACUGCUUAGAUUGGCUCUAUGGAUAUCUUGGACGCACACAAAGUUAGUGGAACUCUGGGCUGUCCCUGGAAAGGGUUUGACCACCUUGACACUAUCUAGCUUUUGGAUCUCAGAGACAGAAUUGGGACCUCAGAAUCUUGUAAAAGAUUAAUUUGCUCCCUGGUAGUUCUGCUCCAGAGUUCUAAGGGAAACCAUCUUUGUGUCCUUUGCAGUUGUACAAUAGUCUCUUCCUCUUUGUUUUUGCUGCCCACAGAAAGGGAAGUGAUUUUGGUGCUUCAUUUGAAUGUGAAUUUCCAACUGUGUAAGAGGGUAUCAAGAGUUUUUUGUUAGAUCUGAGACUUGAAUUUUCUGGUGAACGAUGGUUUUAUUUUUCAAUAAUUACACAAAGUCGUCUUGUGACCCCUGCCUUCAAUGUUUGCAUCUGCUGUUUUGAGAACUGUGUUGCAUUUUUAAAGAUUACAAAAGUUGCCAGUGAGAUGUUUCCUUGUGUUUAUAAUAAGAAGGUGAAAGGACAGCUGUUAUGUGAAGCCACUGUGUUGUUUGCCAAACUGAACAAAGCCUCCAUUUGGUGUCUUUAAGCUGAGUAUGUGUAUCAUAUCCCAUUUGAACAGGAAAAGUUUAGGAACAUUUAUUUACUUAUUUAUUUUUUAAUUUUAAGCCUGUUGUUUGUGCAUUUGAAAGAAUGGUGAAUGGUGGGGGGGGGGUUCUAUGGAGAAGAUACUGUGGACUUCCCCAAUACAGUUAGUACUUAACCUAUAAAUUCAGUUCUUCCCCCCCUCACAAUAACUAAAUAGAACUAUAUAAGCAAACUUCUGUAUAUUUUACUCUUUUUAAAACAAAUUCUUUAUUUGCAAUAAAUCAAUCCCCAAAUUUUGAAUUUCAUAUUGGAAACAGAGUUACAUUUCCUUGUAUUUAUUUCACAGGAUUGUAUGAUCUGGGGACAUUUGUUACUGCUCUUUUGAGGAGACUUUAAAAAAGACCGGAAAAAGACAUUCAACUGGAAUAUAAUUGCCAAGCAAUAGAGAAAUUAGAGAAAAAAGUGCAAAAAUAAAAGAUGCACAGCUCUAAAGAACAUUUGAUUGUUUUAUUUUAA
Molecule: messenger RNA, 4179 nt
Organism: Nannospalax galili (Upper Galilee mountains blind mole rat)
Lineage: Eukaryota; Metazoa; Chordata; Mammalia; Rodentia; Spalacidae
Gene: Htr1a
Product: 5-hydroxytryptamine receptor 1A
Exons: 2
Coding region: 476-1744 (422 amino acids)
Biological process (GO): regulation of behavior; regulation of hormone secretion; regulation of vasoconstriction
Cellular component (GO): plasma membrane
Molecular function (GO): G protein-coupled serotonin receptor activity
Source: RefSeq, a predicted model, not a curated record